Messenger RNA from Gadus morhua (Atlantic cod), 5921 nucleotides. It is a transcript of the gene adgra1b, whose product is annotated as adhesion G protein-coupled receptor A1b. The record is from RefSeq and is a predicted model, not a curated record. Gene Ontology annotation, cellular component: plasma membrane; postsynaptic density; glutamatergic synapse. Lineage: Eukaryota; Metazoa; Chordata; Actinopteri; Gadiformes; Gadidae. Gene Ontology annotation, molecular function: G protein-coupled receptor activity; protein binding. Gene Ontology annotation, biological process: G protein-coupled receptor signaling pathway; cell surface receptor signaling pathway.
CCUAUCCAGGACCUGGCGGGGUGGGACCUCCGCUGCUCCCACGCCAAGCCGGCUGCCGGACAAUCCCCACUAACAAGUCCAGGGGCGACGAGACGAGCAGAUGGAGAGACUCGACAACCUGUUGACAACACCAUGACAUAGACCUACAGCUCCCAAGAUAAGCCCAUUCACUUUUUUUUGAUUUACGUUUAUUAUAAGUGCGCUGUCUGUGUACGCCGCCCCUCUGGGAGGAGGAACGUGUCGGUCCUGACAAGUUAAGUUUUCAAAGCUUCUUACCGCGAAAGUGAAACAGCGGUGUGUGACAUGUUGUUUUCCCACACGAGUUCUGCAGCAGCCUACUGUACCGGACACACUUGGAAGGAUUCAAACUCGGAAAUAAAAAAAGAAACGAAUGGAGAAGAUGACACAUGCGAAGUUGUUCUCGAAGCCCGCUCUUGCCAACGCUCGUUGGGUUCAAUGGAAAAGUGAAGUUUGGACGCUUCGCCACAAUACGGAGAGCAGCAGGUGACGCGGACCCGUGCAGCGGCAGAAGCAGCCCCGCUGAAAGACUCCGGGCUGUACCGUCACCAGCGGUUUCACAAAAGGGACCAGUGAAAUGGUUUCGAGUUGUCAUACAAACUGGAAAGACAUAACUUAAAGGGGACCUUUUCUUUUUUUUUUGGUCUUUGAUUCUUCAACGACAACAAACCAACAUGCAACUGUUGAGUUUACUGUGUGUCAUGGUUGCGUUUUGGAAGUCGUGCUUGACCAACAGGAGCUGUCCGGAUCUGAUCAUUGACAGCUGUCACUGCCCCGCUGAGAGGUCAAAGCAAUUAAGCAGACUUCCGGUUCGCAUCAAAGUGGUGUGUGAUGAUGUGGAGUUAAUGGAUACAUUACAGCCCAGCUUUCUGCCGAACCAAACUGUCGCCCUGAUCCUGAGCAACAACAAGAUCUCCCUCCUGAGGAACGGCUCCUUCUACGGGCUGGCUGCCCUGGAGAAGCUGGACUUGAGGAAUAAUUUGAUAAGCACAGUGGAGCCGGGGGCUUUCCGAGGUCUAGUGGCUUUGAAGAAACUGGACCUCUCCAACAACAGGAUCGGCUGCCUCUCCGCCGAGAUGUUCCUAGACCUAGGAGCCCUCUCCAAACUGAAUCUAUCUGGAAAUAUUUUUUCCACGCUGACCGUGGGGCUGUUCUCUCACCUGGCUGCUCUCAAAGUGCUCCACCUGGCCUCCGAGACGCUGUACUGUGACUGCCAGCUGGAGUGGCUGCUCCUGUGGGCCAGGGCCAACGCGGUGAGGCUGGGGAACGACACCGUGUGCAGGUACCCUACCCACCUGCACGGCCUGCAGCUCCGCCACCUCAGAGAGCAACAGCUCCGAUGCGACGGGGCCCUGGAGCUGCCCCUCUUCCAGCUGAUCCCCUCCCAGAGGCAGCUGGUGUCCGGGGCGACCGGCUGCCCCUACAUGCACCCCGCCUCCUACCUGGAGCCCUCGGCUCAGCUGCAUUGGCGCCACAAACGGUCGCGCCGUGGCCACGCGAGGGAGCGCGCCAUCUACCUGGAGGACACGCUGCUGAGGACCUGCUGCCUGCUCACCAGUGAGAUCUUCCUGUCCAACAUUGACGUGGGCGUAGCUGGCGUCUGGGAGUGCCAGGUGAUCAGUUCCCGUGGAAACAGGUCCCGUCAGAUGGAAAUUGUCGUGGUGGAGACGUCAGCCACGUACUGCGCAGCCGACAGAAUGAGCAACAACAAGGGGGACUUCAGGUGGCCGAAGACCCUGGCCGGCAUCCUGGCCUUCCUGCCCUGUGCCCCGUCUAUUGGCUCUGCGCCACACCCGGCCGGUCACGCCCCCGCCCGACACAACCCGCAUCGUCAGCAGCGUCCCCCCCCCCAGCGGGCGGCCCCCCGGCCAGAGAAGAAGGCGUGGCGGCGGUGCGACCGGGCAGGCCGCUGGGCCGAGGAGGACUACACCCAGUGCCCCUACGCCAGCGAGCUGACCCGUGCGCUGCACGAGAUUGCCAAGAUGACCAUCAACGCCAGUAACGCUAGGCCCUUGGGGCAGCAGUUGGUGGCGCUCACCAGCAGGGCGGCGCUGUUUACCGACGUAAUGGACGUCAUCUUCGUCACGCACCUGGUGGAGAGGCUCACCCGGCUGGCCGAGAAGCACAGAGAUCUGGGGGGCUACGUGUGGGACAUCGGCAGCAACAUGAUGCUGGUGGAGGAGCACGUCCUGUGGAUGGCACAGAACGAGGCGCGGGCCUGCACCCGCAUCGUCCAGUGUGUGGAGCGCAUCGCCGACAUGGCUCUGACCACGGACCACCAGGUCGUAUCCAAGGUGUCUGCGAACAUCGCCCUGGAGGCCCUCAGCGUGCGCCCGGCCUCCUCCCCGGGUCUGUCCUGCGUGGUGAUCCAGCAGGCCGUCUCCCCUCCUCCUCCUCCUCCUCCCCACGCCCCCCGCCCCAAUGGUAACCGCCGCCGCCAGCACUCCCAGCGGGACGUGGGCGACAGAGAGCCGGACCCCGAGGAGGCGGCGGGCUCACUGCUCAGCAUCCAAUGUCACGUGCUCAACGGAAGCAGUCUGCCCCCGCCGGCCAAUCAGCUGGGCAAGAACUCAGUGGCAGUCGCCUCGAUCCAUGUACCGCUGGCUGCUCCGCCUGUCUCCUCCGCGGUGCAAUCUGUUGAUAACUCCACUUGCAAGCUGCAGUUUAUUGUCUUUCGCAAUGGGAAACUCUUCCCUUGCACGGGGAAUUCGUCAAAUCUUGCAGAUGACGGGAAACGUAGGAGCGUUUCAACACCAGUUGCUUUCACCAAAUUAGAUGGGUGCAUCCUCGGAACCGCCGUGCAAUCCGUUACCAUUAAUCUCAGGCACUUCGCACUGGGUGUAGACCCCACUGCCGCCUACUGGGAUUUCGACCUACUCGAUGGGCACGGUGGUUGGCGGGCAGAGGGGUGCCACAUAACUGGCUCCGCGGGCAACACGACCACCAUUCAUUGCACUCAUCAUAAUAACUUUGCUGUGCUAAUGGAUCUGAAGAAGGUGCUGUCGUUCCCCCCGUACCCUGGGGAGUUUCUGCACCCGGUCGUGUAUGCCUGCACGGCGGUCAUGUUGCUCUGCCUCUUCGCCUCCAUCAUCACCUACAUUGUACACCACAGCGCGAUCCGCAUCAGUCGGAAAGGAUGGCACGUGCUUCUCAACUUCUGCUUCCACACGGCUCUGACCUUCGCUGUGUUUGCCGGUGGCAUCAAUCGAAUCAAAUACCCUAUCAUCUGUCAAGCAGUGGGCGUGGCACUCCACUACUCCACCCUCUCCACCAUGCUGUGGCUGGGGGUGACGGCCAGGAACAUCUACACGCAGGUGACCAAGAAGCCCCCCCAGAGCCAGGACGGAGCCCCGCCCCCCGCUCGCUCCCGCCAGCCCCUCCUUAGGUUUUAUUUGAUCAGCGGUGGGGUGCCCAUCAUCAUCUGCGGGGUCACGGCAGCUGUCAAUAUAGACAACUAUGGCAGUGGAGAGCAGGCGCCAUACUGCUGGAUGGCCUGGGAGCCGAGCCUGGGCGCCUUCUUCGGCCCGGUGGCGCUCAUCGUCCUGGUGACGUGCGUCUACUUCCUGUGCACCUUCAUCGUGCUCCGCCAGCACCCCGAGAGGAAGUACGAGCUCAAGAGGCUGUCGGAGGAGCAGCAGCGGCUGGCCGCCGUCGACAUGCCCACCCACUGCCACCAGGGGGCCGAGCCGGGGGCCCCGGGCGGCGCGGGGGCGGGGCCCGGCGGCGGGGGGGGCCACUGUCCCGCCGGCUGCCCCGGCAUCCCCAUCAACCCGGCGCUGCUGGCCAACGAGCACUCCUUCAAGGCCCAGCUGCGUGCCGCCGCCUUCACCCUCUUCCUCUUCCUGGCCACCUGGACGUUCGGCGCGCUCGCCGUGUCCCAGGGCCACUUCCUGGACAUGAUCUUCAGCUGCCUGUACGGCGCCUUCUCCGUCACCCUGGGCCUCUUCAUCCUCAUCCACCACUGCGCCAAGCGCGACGACGUCUGGCACUGCUGGUGCUCCUGCUGCCCCGGUCACCGCGGCAACAACAACGGCGGCGGAGGAGGAGGGGGAGGGGGAGGGGGAGGCCCCGGCCGGGGGUCGUGCGGUCAGGCGAGGCCGAAGGUGGCCAACGUGAACGGGGACACCCCGGGGCACGGGCACGGCCAUAAACACUGUCACCACGACGCGGCGUGCCCGGGCAAGGCCCUGCUGGGCUGCGGCCACUGUCCGCACGCCCUGCCGGCGGCGCAGAACCACGUGACGUGCCUGGCCCCCGUGGCGGUCCCCUGCUGCGCCGCCCUGCACAGCCAGCAGCUGUGCGAGGAGGAGCCGGCUCCCACGCACGUGCUGCUGCACGCCGACCCCGAGGGCUACCGGCCGGGCAUCCACCUGCACCCCUGCCUCAAGAGCGGCUCCAGGACUAAGGGCCGCCCGUUCGGCCGCCACCAGGCCGCGGCGGCGGCCGGCGACAAGGAGUACGCCUAUCACAUUCCCUCCAGCGUGGACGGAGGCAGCGUGCACAGCUCGCACACCGACAGUCCCCACAGCACACACGAGCGCCACGUGCACGUCUGCCCCCACCUGGCCCUGGAGGGCCCCCUGGAGGGCCACCACGCGUGCCACGCCGCCGCCGCCGCCGCUUCAGCGCACGAGGCGCUGUCGUGCCACAACCCGUGCCACCGGCACAUCUGCUGCGCCAAGGCAGACCUUUUCCCGGCCAUGUGCCACGCGGAGGCCGGCGACACGGCCGGCACCUUCCUGUGCGGCUGCGGCAAAAUGGCGGAGGACGACCUGAUGCCGCCGCCGGCACACCAGCAGCAGCAGCACCUCGAGAUGCACGCGCCGCCGCGCAGACAGUCCUUCCCCCAGAACCCCCCCAACCAGAACGGCAUCCUGAAGGGGGGGCUGCACGAGGGGCUGCUGUUCGCCUCGGACGGCACCGGCAAUAUACGCACCGGGCCCUGGAAGAAUGAAACUACUGUGUAGUGCUGUGUGGGGAGACGGAUGGCGAGCUCCGGGUCGAGAAAACACAAAAGGAUGAGACCUCCCGUCCGCCCAGCCCCUUCCUUUAGGAUUCAAAUCAUCCGUUUCUUUUGGUUUCAUCGUUGUUGCGUUCCUCGUUUGUCCUGUUUUACUGUAUAGAAAUAUGGCGUCUACAUUCUGGGUCGCCCCACACAGGGUAGCUCUACAAAGGACAAGAUAUCCUUCUUUUAAGAAUAAUUUGUAAAUGUGUGUCACAUCAUGCGACGAGGCGUUAUUGAGAGUGUGUUUGCCACCUCGUAAUGCUACGGAUAUAUAUAGAUAUAUAUUAAUAUAUACAUAAGAAAAACGAGUGGUCGAUUGCGUAUGAAUUUGUGUGUUAGUGCUCAUAUGCAACUCUGCAAGGUCAUUUUUCUAAACUUUAGAUCUGAAUCCAUCGACUGGUCUGUACCUCCAGAACUCUCCAGAAGAAGAUAAAGUUGUGACAUUCCUGUGUUAGACAACUAAACCAGCAAUUUUCAAACACCACUAUUACAUUGUGAAAAUUAAACGCAAAUGGAAAAACGAGAAGCACUCCCCAAGGUUGAUGUUGAUUGUGAUGUCUGUAUGAUGUUAUUUUUUAAGAGAAUUAAAUGACAGUAUCAAUGACGGGUAGAUUUGGUUCCGUUCCACAUCAGGAGAACUAAUUAUAUGUCAUUAUACUGCAAUGUUUAUUUCUACACUGUGCAAAAUAGAGCCAGGUCUUCACAGCGAGUUCAUCGCCAAACUGUUGUGCCAUUUUUUUCUCUUCCACUCGAAUCAUGCGAGCAACUAGACAUUGUAAAUCAAUAUUUGAUGAAUUGUCAAUCAUUACCCGCUGCGGAAUUUAUAUUUGUAAAAAGCUACACUUAACAGUUUUACAAUAAAAGUGUUAUUAUCAGUGUGCCAAAAAACAAACAUUAA